AUGCGUCUCGAACCAUGCUACUUCUGCUCCGUUACUGUCUACCCCGGACACGGCACCCUGUUUGUCCGUAAUGACGCCAAGACGUUCCGCUUCUGCUCGUCCAAGUGCCACAAGAACUUUAAGAUGAAGCGCAACCCUCGCAAGGUUCGCUGGACCAAGUCGUUCCGCCGCGCGAACGGCAAGGAGAUGGUUGUGGACUCGACGUACGAGUUCGAGAAGCGCCGCAACGUGCCUGUGCGCUACGACCGCGAGCUGGUCGCGUCGACGCUCGAGGCCAUGAAGCGCGUCCAGGAGAUCAAGACCAAGCGCGAGAAGGCGUUCUGGAAGAACCGCAUGAGCGGGAACAAGGCGCGCACGCUGCGCGAAAAGGCCGUCGACAUCGAGAAGCACAUCGAGCUCGUGCAGCCCCGCACCGGCGGUGCGCUGCAGGAGAAGCAGGCUGCGCGCGAGAAGAUCAAGAUCCGCGCGGCCAAGCGGUCUGCCAUGGCCGACGACAUGCUCCGCCCCAAGAAGGCGGCGCGCACGAGCCGUCUCGUGCCCGCUGCUGGUGGGGGCAUGUCGAUGGGCAUGGAUGUCGAGUAG
Messenger RNA from Cutaneotrichosporon cavernicola, 582 nucleotides. RefSeq lists its product as uncharacterized. Lineage: Eukaryota; Fungi; Basidiomycota; Tremellomycetes; Trichosporonales; Trichosporonaceae. Gene Ontology annotation, biological process: ribosomal large subunit biogenesis. The record is from RefSeq and is a predicted model, not a curated record. The coding region runs from base 1 to 582 and encodes 193 amino acids. The transcript has 3 exons. Gene Ontology annotation, cellular component: nucleolus.